Molecule: messenger RNA, 2002 nt
Organism: Biomphalaria glabrata
Lineage: Eukaryota; Metazoa; Mollusca; Gastropoda; Planorbidae
Product: glycosyl hydrolase YngK-like
Exons: 10
Coding region: 708-1886 (392 amino acids)
Source: RefSeq, a predicted model, not a curated record
UGUCAAUCUGGCACUUACUAAAGACACGUAAGUGGUAUGAGAAACAGACAUGUUCUAUGGUAUCGGUGGAUUAGGAAUAUAUAUAUGCAUAGAGAUAAGAAAAAUACAUUUUGAUUCGGCAGCGGCGCUGGGAGAGGUGUUCUAAGUCUUACUGCUCCAUGUAUUGAAAAUAAAAAAAAUUUGUAUUUGGUCUGUCACGGGGAUGGGGGAGGCGAUAGCACAAAAAACUUGCCAAAACGUAUAAUUACUAAACAUUAUAAUUAAAGUUCUUCAUUUCAUCAUCUCUCCCCUACCCACCUUGAAAAAAAAAAACAACUGUAAGCGAGAACGAGGUAGGGCUUUUUUUUUAAAAAAAAGAUCGCCACUGCUUAAAAUAUCAUUUCUUUAGAAGUUCAAAAUCUAAAGGUUACAAACGAAACCUUUUUAAUUUGUGCUGAUUCAGAGACUAUGUUCAUUCAAGAGUAGCUGACUGAGUAAGAGGUAAUGUACAACUACAUAUACUUGUUGCAGACUGUAGGGUCCUCGUCUCUAUUAAAAAAAAUAUUUUAUCGUUUUAAUAAAAUACUUCUACUAGAACAUAUUUAUCUCUCCAAGUAGACUAAAACUAAUUUAUCUUUUUUUAUACAAAUGAAGGGAUUUAUUUAUUUCAAUUGUUAACGGCUUUCCCGAUAUUAUCAACAUAUUUGUCUCGAUAACAGAACACAGCCAUGGUUUUAAAGGUGGUACUUCUAUCCAUACUUCUGUGUGGGAUAAUAUCCUUAGUAGACUCAGCAUGCAGUGCUGGAAGGACCAAACGUGAGUUGAGAGGCGCCUGGAUAGCCACGGUCAACAACAAAGACUGGCCAAGGUCAAUGUCCGAAACAACACAAGCGAACAAGCUCCACCUGAUCUAUCUUUUGAAUAUUCUGCGUGAUGCCAACUUCAACGCUGUGUUCUUCCAGGUCAGGUCAGCCGGAGAAGCGAUGUACGCGUCCAGCAUCGAACCAUGGAGUCAAUACUUGACCGGCACUCAGGGAAUGGCCCCGAGCCCAGCUUGGGACCCUUUACAGUUUUUAAUUGACGAGGCCCACGCCAGAAACAUGGAGGUCCAUGCCUGGUUUAACCCAUUCAAGGCCACGUCUGGUACCAUAUCUACAGCUGGGAUGUCAGCCAACCACAUUGCCAAGGUUAUACCAGCUCACGUUCAUCCGUUCGGCAGAAACCUGUGGAUGGACCCGGGAAGUGAUGAAGUACAGGACUGGGUGGUCAACGUUACUCUCGAUGUGGUCAGGCGUUACGACAUAGACGGUGUCCACAUGGACGGCUAUUUCUACCCCAUAUCCAUAGGCGACCGCAUCACCCUCUUUUAUGGCGGCUUCGACGACUCAGCGACGUACAACGCUUACCAGAGUGAUGGUGGAACUAUGAGCCGCGCUGACUGGCGACGUGACAAUGUUAACAAAUUUGUGGAAAGAUUAUCUACCAAAAUCCAUGAGACAAAAGACUGGGUCAAGUUUGGUGUUAGUCCAUUUGGUAUUUGGCGAUCUGGCUACCCUAGUGGAAUUACAGGCAUAUCCAGUGUAGAAGAUUUCUCCACAGACUCGCGACUUUGGCUGCAGAAAGGUUGGGUAGAUUACUUGGCUCCUCAGCUUUACUGGACCAUCGAUGGACCACAGAAUUUCAGCAAUCUCCUUGACUGGUGGUCCGACUCUGCACAGAACCCCACUCACAAGCACAUCUAUGCGAGUGUGGCUGAUUACAGGAUUGUUGAUAACAACUGGAGUCCCGACGAGAUGGUCCACCAGAUACAAGAAGUGCAGAUGCGAACUAACAGGCAGGUUUGGGACGAAAUUUAUUUCAACGCCCACCAACUGCAAUCCAAGCAAAAAAUCUCCCGAGGACACUGAAGUCAACGAUCUACACAUCACCCACUUUGACCGACGCCUACUACUACAGGGGCAACGUCUCUUAUCCCUUCCCACCCAACGUUGAGGUUGUCGGGGACGCCCUGGUCUGGUCUCAC